Porites lobata is the source of this 6219-nucleotide messenger RNA. NCBI's taxonomy places the organism in Eukaryota, Metazoa, Cnidaria, Anthozoa, Scleractinia, Poritidae. The record is from the annotation of a GenBank genome assembly.
AUGGCGGCAGUUUCGUCGUCUCCCGUUGUUCAAUCAAUUGAUCAAAAGUCCAUCCAUCAGAUAUGCUCCGGACAGGUUGUGUUAAGCAUUGCAACUGCUAUGAAAGAACUUGUUGAAAACAGCUUGGAUGCUGGAGCUACAAACAUCGAGAUCAAGCUAAAAAACCACGGCGCGGACUUCUUGGAAGUCAACGACAAUGGUUUUGGCGUCGAACCGCAUAAUUUCGAAGCUUUGACUUUGAAGCAUCACACAUCGAAACUCAGGGAUUUCUCAGAUCUAACAAGUGUGGAAACGUUUGGUUUUAGGGGAGAGGCUUUGAGCUCUUUGUGCGCCCUGAGGUAAUUAAUUUGAUAUUUAACCCACCACAUCCCCCUCCCCUAUAUGGAUGACAACCUCUCCCCUGGGUACAGGGUUGGGGGAAAGAAGAAAAGGAGAGCAUGCCCACCCUUGUACCCCUGGGAGAGCUUUCUUGGAAUAUUUCUGAGGGGUAUGGGGGGAAAGGCCCUGUUUCUGAGGGAAGGAAGAAAAAACUGGCUAUUUCUGAGGGGUUAACUUUGUCAGUACUUUCAAUCUUUAAGCUGUAAAAGUCAACGUACUUCAUCCAUGUGAAGGUGGGAUGGCUAUAAGUAAAUGGAAUGGUAGUAAAACAACCUUGUCCCCAGGGCUCUUUUCCCUGGCUUUGGAGGUGGGGCAAAGCCAUGGAAAAGCACCCUGGGAAUGAGGUUGUAAUAAAGUUAAUUAAGGCUGUUUUGUCAUAUAGUAUUUCCUCAAAUAAGAGCCCACACUUUAAUAAAUGCACUCCCCCUAGUAAGCAUCCACCCGCUAGGCCCCCUCUAGCAGCUCACCCCUUCGGCACUUACGUGAUUCCUCAAAUAUUAAAAAUAUCCUGAUUUUACCUGCUCAAAAGGUUGGUCAGUCUGUGAAGUAUCAAAAAUAUGUCCCAGCAUCUGUUCCGAAUGGCACCAAGCAAUAUGUCAGAGGGUGGAGUCCCAAGAGAAACUAUCGCUGUUAAUCACUGACACUAAACAUGUUUACAUGUAGGGAAUGCCAUGCAAAAAAUAGGGCUGCUUUGGUGCUAGGGGGAUAUUCUGACAGUGAUUUUUAAUGGUGUUUGUACGAAGCCUGCUGUAGCCUGAAUAAAAAAUUAUCGAAUUGGAAACUUAGUUUAAGUUGUAAUAAAAGAACUUUAUUUGCUAUAAUAAGCUUUUCGUCUUUGUUCCGUGCGUCUUGGGUUGACUGCGAGCAAGAGAAUUUCCUUUAGUACUCAAUGUUUAAAGCUCCUUAAAGGGCCAUUCAACAAAAUGAAUGCAUCACAGGUUUGAACAUAUUCAUCCAAUGAUAAACCUUUUUUAUAACCAAUAUCUUGCGAGAAAUUACCCAAAUAAAGACACCAGACAAUGGUUUAUUCCCUUCUUUGAGUGAUUUUGUCUUUAAAAUACCUAGUUCUAAAUGUCACGAUGACUGUUUUCCAUCUUUCUUAAUUGGUCGUACCACAAGGGAAAUUUGAUUCAACCAAUCAGAAGGACUGCUUAGAUCAGGGUAGUGAUGAGUCAUCAGUGCGCUUGUUUCUCAGACAUCAUUUUGCAGGGAAACCAGUGGUGGGGUCGCAAAAUCAGUGUUGGUGGUUUUCUCAGGCUAAUAAAUUGAUGUUUUGUUCUUUGUUUCAACAGUAAGCUCUCUAUAGUAACGCACCAUUCUUCCCAAGCUGCAGCAACAAAACUAGAAUAUGAUCACAAUGGCAAGUUGCUUUCAAAGCAACCUUGCGCCAGGGAUCUUGGCACAACAGUCUCCCUACAAAACUUGUUUUCUACCUUGCCAGUGCGGCACAGAGAGUUUCUUCGUAAUAUAAAAAGAGAGUUCACAAAAUUGGUGCAUGUUCUGCAAGGAUAUUGUCUGAUAAGUACAGGAGUUCGAAUAACUUGCAGUAACCAAGCAGAAAAAGGAAAGAAAACAAUGAUUGUGAGUACAAAUGGUAGUGAGCAAGUUAAAGAUAACAUCACUUGUGUGUUUGGGCCCAAACAGGUUUGUAAGAUUUGUACUUGUUUUGAUAAUCUAUGGGUGAAAUUUUAUAAUUGAAAUGUGGCUACCAUUUUUCCAACACUGCCAGUUUAGUACAAUGUAUAUGUUACAUGUCAAAAUUAGAUUCAGGUUAAAAUUUUUGAACCUACCAGUAGGUUGAUUCUCAAUUUGCUUUGUUUCCUAUGCCUAAUUAUUCAUGAAUUAGGACUAGGAGACAAAGGAAAUUGAGAAUCAGCCUAGGUUAAAAAAUGUUAACCUGAAUUUAACUUUGACCUGUAACAUAUAUGUCAACAAAACCUUAGACAGCAAAACAGUCCAUAUUUCUGUUUAGUCAAGUAUGAACAAACAGUCAGACAAAAAAUCUGGUGUGAGGCUGAAAACAGUGAGCGAGACUGGGGAAAGACGUCAAUUACUGGACGCAGUGUUCACCACAAGAUUUGAAGGGAAAGGUAGACAAUGACAUGCUAUUUUCCCCUGAAAUCUGUCAUCAAGUCUAUUAAAUUCACAAAGAGGGUGGAGUUGUGAACAGAUUUUUGACAGCUCGACAACAUUUGGAGCCCCUUGUCAGAAUGAAGUUGUUGCGUGGAAAAACGGACAGUCAUUUUUUUUCUUUUGGGCAUGUGAGGCUUGCUCGCUUUGCACGUGUGAGAAGGUGAUGCUAUGCCAGUGCUUUGCACCUUGAAGAAAGAUUUUGUCUUGUUGAGAAAAAGUCUAAGAAAACCUGGAUUGAACAGAUCAGGUGACCCUUGUAAUCUCUAAGUGACAAACAGUUAGAGAUAUGAUGACCAUAAAAACAGAGCUGUGACAGAUAAGAAAAUUUUUUCUGGCAUAUUUGAAGGCUUAUGUGUAAAAGAGGCUCACCCAGCAAAACCUGCUAACAGGGUUUUCUCUAAGAUUUCAAGCUGCUGGGUAAAUACAAUAAGUAGGUGGGGAAUCAAACAGCCAGGGAUUUCUUUUGGUUCUAUUUUCUAAUUAAUAGUAGCCAGAGACCACACUCGUAGAAGAUGGGGGAAAUCACUGGCUUCCAGCCCUUAAUGACAUCCCUGCUGCUAACCUCUUUCAAGUUCUCUUCUUUUUAAAUCUUUUUUCCUCAGCUCACUUGUUUCCCUCAAGUGUCUGAAAAAAUGGCAAAUGAAGAAAAUGCCAGGGAGUGGCUUUACCUUUUUUUUUCUUUCUGUCAACCGGUCUAAAGAAAUAAUUAUUAUUAUUUCAGAUUCAAACAGUAAUGGCCAUCGUGCAGUCUGCUCCAUCAGAAGAAGACUGCAAUGAACUUGGGCUUGUUGCCUCAAAGUGCAGUGCUCAGGCAAACCCCUUUAAAAUCACUGGAUACAUUUCAAAACCAGAUCAUGGUAUGGGCCGCAGCAGUGCCGAUCGUCAGUUUUUAUAUGUUAACAAGCGACCCUGUGAGCUGAGCAAGGUGUCCCGUGUCAUUAAUGAGAUCUACCAUAUGUUUAACAGACACCAGUAUCCAUUUGUGAUGAUAGACAUAUCCUUGGCAAGAGGUUUGUUGUGGUUUGUUGCAGUCCUUCUUCUUAUGUCUCAGUUAUUACUUGUCCUCACAUUGCUCAAUAUAGAGAAUCAUAUUACUCUUAUGCAGUAUCCUACAAUCUAGGAUGCAUAUGGUGCAUGUUGCUUGCAGAAUAUGUCCCUACAUUUCAGACGAUUAUUCUAGACAGUAGCAGUUGAUUGCUGUCUUUGACAACAAAAUCAGUUGAGACACUUCACCUUAUGGGGCCUUUGUUUGUUUGUUUGUUUUUAAUUUAAGUAUGAAAAAAAUAAUAAAAGCUAUUAUAGGGCAUUUGUGACAUUUUGCCAAAUCCAGAAGGGGAAAAUGAAGCUUUCCCUCCCCCACCCCUCCAAGCAAUGUUGUACCAUUGUACGAGCUACCUGUAAGAAACAACAAGGGAAGAGGUGCAGAUUGUUUUGUUCCCAGUUUUUCUUGGUGUUGCAGAAUCUUUUGUAGGUUACGUUUCUGCUGUGGUGUUGGUAUUGUCAGUGUCCUUUCAAUCUUUUGUGUUACAACACAAUGUACAUUAUCGUGUGAUUCCACUAGUCUGCAACAUCGGGAAUCAAUCCCAUAUGAUAGUGUCUCAGCAGGAAGAAACCAGGGUUAUCAGUUCAACCUUCAAUGCGGCUCUUUCCCUGUUCCUGACUGGAUAGGUGCUACAUCUGAUUUAGAAACUUUUUAUACCGUUAAAGCCCUUGUAAGCAACUGCCUCAGGAAUCCAUAUAAAAGGUUCACAACUAGAGUCAAUCACUUACUAGAGUUUUCCCAAGGAGUCAGCAUCAAUAACGGGUAACAUGAAGAACAGCUCCCCGAAACAUAUGUCGUCCAUUUGUCGGUUGACUGUCGACUGGUAGGCGAACAACAGUUUGUCAGCUGACAGUUGAUGGUUUGUUGGCCACUUGUUGGCAGCUUGUGGGGCGAUUGUUGGCCAAUUGUCGUCUGUUGGCCAACUAUUGAUCGUCUGUCAGCUCACUGUUGGUCAACAGUCUACUGACAGACGGCCAACAGAUUUUUAGAGGACUGAGCUGUUCUUCAAUUUACCAAUAACGUUCACCAUGUUUCAACAAAAACUCUGAUAACAUUGGAAGUGUGAGGCAUGAAUGCCUAGUUGCUCCACUCUUGAUCCUACGACUUUCAUUUUCUUAUCAGAUGGUGUAGAUGUCAAUGUGACUCCAGACAAGAGACAGGUGUUUGUCCAAGAAGAGAAAGUCCUUCUAGCCACCAUAAAAUCGUCGCUGAGGAAGAUGUUCGAUGGUGGAACUGCAUCAUUUGAUGUCAAUCAGAAACCUCUGAUGCAAGUAAAACUGUCAGCCUCCACGUUCGUUUCUAGACCCCACAAUGGCGACUCCCAUGGAAAUGAAGACCUUCGAUACUCUCAGAUGAAGCAGGAUGAAAAGGUAUCGAAUCAACCUGCUUCAGUUGUACCAACAAGGACGCAUGUCGAGAAAGGGAAAUUUCCAUCGCUUAGCAGUUUCAAGAGGAAGUUUUCAUCGGUUGAGCAAGAUGUGGUUGAGAAACCAAAAGAGCCUAGCUGUAAGCAGGUGAAGCUUACCAGCGUAUUCACGCGGGAUAAACAAGCUUCGAGGCUGAAAAGCAAAGAGUCUGUGGAAACAGAUAGUGGGACUGUUAAUGCUGUCGCUAAGACUCAAAGAUCUGAAAAUAUUGGUGACAGCAAUGAACAGUUAGCAAGAAAAACCGACAUUGAAGUUGUUAAAGUUAAGGAUGAUAUCAUUUCUGUAAGUGAAUCUGAUGAUGACGAACUUAGUUCUCAGAAAGACGUCCAGCAAGAAAUAGAUUCAGAGCGUUUUGAUAAAACUAAUCAAACACUUUUAGGCCAGGCUAAAGAUAAUUUAAGUAACGCAUCUUGCAAAACAAUACUGGUUCUUCCUAAACUUGGCAACACUGAAAAACAAAGUCAGGUAUCAGAGAUGGUUAGAAACAGAAAGGAAACAACAGUGAGUUUCAGUAUGAAUAAACUUAAAAGCGUUGUUACGGCACCAACGAGACAGAAAACAGAUGAAGUAGAAGCUCGUUUGUUCAGAGCGAAGAUAGCACCAGAGAGCAAUUCCAGUGCUGAGAAAGAACUAACGAAAAAUAUUAGUAAAGAUAUGUUCAAGCGUAUGGAAAUUUUGGGUCAAUUUAAUCUGGGUUUUAUCAUCGCAAAACUGGACAGUGAUUUGUUCAUAAUCGACCAGCAUGCUUCAGAUGAGAAAUUUAACUUUGAGGAUCAACAGAGGAACACGACAAUUAAGUCCCAACGUCUUAUUGUUCCCCAGAAUCUUGAACUAACCGCUGCUAAUGAAGCUAUCCUCAUGGACAACGUGGAAAUAUUUCAGAAGAACGGAUUUGACUUUGAGAUUGAUCACAAUGCCGAGGCAAUGAAGAAGGUCAAGCUAGUUUCUCUGCCCAUGAGCAAGAACUGGACGUUUGGUGUUGAGGACAUCGAGGAGUUGAUUUUUAUGCUGAGUGAUUCUCCUGGCGUGAUGUGUAGACCUUCAAGGGUGAGGAAAAUGUUUGCAAGUCGUGCGUGUCGCAUGUCCAUCAUGGUUGGAACUGCACUUAACCAGGCUCAAAUGAAGAAGGUUGUUUGCCACAUGGGAGAGAUUGAACAUCCCUGGAACUGUCCUCACGGCAGACCCACCAUGAGGCAUCUAAUCAAUCUCAAUAUGCUGCCAGCCUCGCAGUUGGAUUGA